Volvox carteri f. nagariensis is the source of this 510-nucleotide messenger RNA. RefSeq lists its product as uncharacterized. The record is from RefSeq and is a predicted model, not a curated record. Lineage: Eukaryota; Viridiplantae; Chlorophyta; Chlorophyceae; Chlamydomonadales; Volvocaceae. The coding region runs from base 1 to 510 and encodes 169 amino acids. The transcript has 5 exons.
AUGGACCAUCGAAAACUGCUUUGCUUGUUACUUGGCCUCAUCACGCUUCCAGCGAUUGCAUCUGCAGCGAACACCCUUGUCGACGCCCUAGGAGAUGCCAAUAGCACGGUUUUUGGGGCAGCCCUAAACCUCACAAGCACCUACGCGGGCCUGCUUGUCAACGGCAAGUUCAAGGGCACCAUUCUCGCCCCCACAGACGAUGCCUUCGCUGUCUACAUCACGAGUCUGGGCAUCUCUCCGACAUCUCUCAUGGCCCAGACAGUUCUCAUCCAGCAAGUCCUCGACUUGCACUUCAUCCCGGACGUCAACGUAUCUUUGGCGACCGUUCAAGACGGGGCCAAAUUCACCACGAAGAACGGUGAGAACACGAUAAAAGUCCAGAAGUUCAGCAACGGCACCGUUACUUUCGUGUCAGCCAACAGUACGGCAACCGCUCUGUACGAAUACAACAUCGGCGGUGUCGACAGCGGACGUGCGUGCAUACUGCAUACAAAAGAUUUUAGCUCGUAG